Messenger RNA from Calypte anna (Anna's hummingbird), 3069 nucleotides. RefSeq names its product gap junction protein alpha 5 (gene GJA5). Gene Ontology annotation, cellular component: connexin complex. Lineage: Eukaryota; Metazoa; Chordata; Aves; Apodiformes; Trochilidae. The record is from RefSeq and is a predicted model, not a curated record. The transcript has 2 exons. Gene Ontology annotation, biological process: cell communication. The coding region runs from base 324 to 1433 and encodes 369 amino acids.
UAGUCUCCCCCAGCAUUGGUCCUCCAGGCUUGAAGGAAUCUCCAGCCAGUGAGCCAGUGUCAGACCAUCACAGGAGGCUGAGUUCCUGGGAGCUGACUGGGGUUUGCUUACCCUGUCCAGAGUGUCCUUCCCUUAGACAAAGAUAUCUUCUGGGAGCCGAACACUGACACAGAGGUGGGGUCCAGCAAGACCAAGGGACCGUGAUAAAGGGUGAUCAGCUUCACCUGUUCCUCCUUCUACCUGGGCAGGCUCAGCAAAAAAGAGGUAAAGACUCUGCAUCCAGUUCUCUCUUCAAGAUUUCUCACCCCUUCUGGUGAGCAGAAAUGGGGGACUGGAGUUUCCUGGGAGAGUUCCUUGAGGAAGUCCACAAACACUCAACAGUGGUGGGGAAAGUCUGGCUGACAGUACUCUUCAUCUUCCGGAUGCUGGUCCUGGGUACAGCAGCUGAGUCCUCCUGGGGGGAUGAGCAGUCUGACUUCAUGUGUGACACCCAGCAGCCUGGCUGCGAGAAUGUCUGCUAUGACAAGGCUUUCCCCAUCUCCCACGUCCGGUUUUGGGUCCUCCAGAUCAUCUUUGUCUCCACCCCAUCUCUGGUGUACAUGGGCCACGCGAUGCACACCGUGCGUAUGGAGGAGAAGCGGAAGAUGAAGGAGGCAGAAAGGGAGGCCCAGGAGAUGAAAAACAAUGGUGACAAUUACUAUCAGCAGAAGUGCUCCGUGGCAGAGAAGGCUGAGCUGUCUUGCUGGGAUGAAUCGGGAGGCAAAAUCAUACUCAGGGGCAGUCUGCUGAACACCUACGUCUACAGCAUUUUGAUCCGCACUGCCAUGGAAGUGGCAUUCAUCGUGGGGCAGUACGUCUUGUAUGGGAUCUUCCUGGAGACCUUGUAUAUUUGCCAGCGGGCACCUUGCCCCCACCCUGUCAACUGCUACGUCUCCCGUCCCACAGAGAAGAACGUGUUCAUUGUUUUCAUGCUGGCUGUGGCAGUGCUCUCCCUCUUCCUCAGUCUGGCUGAGUUAUACCACUUGGGCUGGAAGAAAGCCAAAGAGAGGUGCUCCCGGUCUUACAAACCCAGCCCCAGCACAGCCUCCGGCAGGUUGGAGUCUGCCCCACAAGUAGAAAGGGCCCAGAUGUACACUCCUCCACCAGAUUUUAACCACUGCUUGUCAAGUCCCAACGGGAAGUUCAUCAGUCCCUUCAGCAACAAGAUGGCAUCUCAGCAGAACACCGCCAACUUCGCCACCGAGAGGGUCCACGGCCAGGAGGAUGCUGCUGGUGAAGGGUCCUUCAUUAAGUCCAGCUAUGCGGAGAGUCCAGAGGCAUCCAAUGAAUGUGCAGCACCCACCUUCCCUGAGCACUACUUCAGUGAGAAACGCCGGCUCAGCAAGGCCAGUCGUGCCAGCAGCAAGGCCAGGUCGGAUGAUUUAUCUGUGUGACCUGUCUCCGGGGGGCAUGAGGAGAAGGAGCGGUCUCAGCACUUCACAAAACUUCUGCAAAGCGGACUCCAGGCUCUUGCCACUAACCUCUCUCUUAUUUAACACCUUCUUCCUCCUUUUCAGUGAACACUGUCAUGUUGCAGACAGCACCUCUCACAUCUUCACGCGGGGGCAGCCACCAGGAGACAUGCGCUGAAGAUGGUCUUCAUCAUGGGACCCACAGGAACUGAAGGCUUGGUAGAGCACAGGCCAGCAGGUUCCUGACACUGCCCAGCAGGUCUCCACUGCAACACUGUACUCAGCAGACUGACUGGAGCUCAACCCUCCUGCAUCUUCAUUGGUGUCUGCUCAAUAUUUGCUACGUCAGCUAGGCAAUCAUACUGAGCUGAAGCAUCACUCUCCUGCAAGGAGCAGGAACACACUGGUAGGCUUUUUGUAAGACUUUCUCAUCUGCUUUGUUCUCACUCUUUCUGUUCCUCCCUUUCUCUACCCAAGUCCAGAUAUUUUUACUCGUUUACCUAUACCAUAAAACCUACUUGAAUUUUUUGACACUGUGUAUAGAACUCUUCCCCAUAGGCAAGGACAUUUGUGGCCCCUCACACACAGCUGCCUCAUUUCUAAUGUUGGAAUCCCUUCCCCAUUCCUCAGUCAGCAUAGCCCACUGGCCCAAGGGCCCGAGGAUAUAACUUAGUUGACCAGUUGAUGAAGCCUAGGGAUUCUUCCCAAGACAUUUAUGUCAUCAAUUCUAAUACAUCCAUUAACAGAAAUAGAAACUCUCUUGUGAGAAUAAAUAUCCUGAAAGUUAAAAAAAAAGGAGGUAUUACCAUGUGGAAUCGAAGUAUUUCUCCACUUUUUAUCCUCAUAUUUCAAACGACAUGAAUGCUGCUGAAAGGGUGCUGCCAGCUGCCAAAAAAAGAUCCUCUGUAUAUCCACAGAAGAGGUAUGGCUUGUCUCUUCUCUCACUAACCAACCAUUCAGCAUUUUUUUCAAGGAACAAGUCCUCUCCAGGUCCUGCAGAGCAGUCAGCUCUUGGGUGCUCAAGCCUGCCAGACAGUGCAAGCCAAAAUAUUUGUCCCCACAGCAUGUCCCUCUUCUGCCAUCAAGUCAUCUUCAUCUCCACUCCAUCGCUAGCACAUAUGGCAUAAGAAACCACCCACAGACCAGCUCUUUCCACUACUGUAGCCUCUCAGAGGAGCCACUGGGAACCAGCACUGCACAGUGAGUCUGAUGGGUGAGGUCUACAGGCAGCUUCCAUUCCAGAUACUUCUCACUGCAGUGUCAUCCACGCUCUAAUGGGAAUUGUAAAACAGAGCUAAGCUGCUCCCUGUUGUUUACCCUGCAGUGCCCUUUCAGGCAUGGGCCACAGCUUUCCAACACUGGACUACAUGAGUGAAUGGCCUGGGACCAGCUUAUGAGGGGACUGAGUCAUUCCCUCUCUUAGGGGCCACAGAAAGGGAUAAUGAAUCCUUGCUCCUGACACAUAGGUAGUAUUGGUACAGUUCCCUGUACACAGACAUACAUACUCACACACAGGCUGGCAACCAUUUUUUUGUUUGUAAGGUGUUUUAUAUAUGUGUAUUUUUUAAACCUGAAAAGACUUGUGUACUCUCCUUAACAUGAGAUUGUAGUCAAUCAU